UAUUUGUCAUUCUUGGUGACGUUUUCGCAUUCGGCAUAGUUACAGAAAUUCUAUCGUUUUAAGUUCUAAUUUAGUGAUUUAAGUGAUCUAUUAUAAGUAAUAAGUGGUUAAACAGUUGUGAUCAACGUAACUUAACGGCUAACUAGGCGAUGAGGCAUAGAAUAUGCUUGCGUAUUGUCAGUACAGUUCUGACUACGAAAAUGAGAAGUCACACAUACAUUGAUUCUUUGGGCUCGGCCAGAAUAAUGGCACGAGCCCUCGACGGCAAAGCCCUAGCAAAGGAAAUAAAAGACGAAUUAAAGAUCAAAAUCAACAACUGGAUCAAUACUGGCCACAGAGCACCAUCUCUCCGUUGUAUUAUAGUCGGAAGCGAUCCAGCAAGCCAUACUUACGUCAAAAACAAGAUCCAAGCUGCAAUUGACAUUGGAAUAGAGGCACAGACUAUCAAAUAUGACGAGAAUUUAACGGAAGAAGCUUUGAUCAGUGCUAUUGAGCUAUUGAAUCACGAUAAAUUGGUUGAUGGAAUACUAGUACAGCUACCGUUGCCAAAUGGUAUCGAUGAGAGGAGGGUGUGUAAUGCAGUAGCACCAGAAAAAGAUGUCGAUGGAUUUCACAUAACAAACGUAGGACAGCUUAGCUUGGAUAUGCCUACUAUUGUUCCGGCAACUGCGCUUGCUGUUAUUGAGAUGCUGAAAAGGUUCAAAAUCGAAACUUUAGGUCGCAAUGCGGUUGUUGUGGGCCGAUCAAAAAACGUGGGAUUACCGAUAGCGAUGAUGCUACACAGCGACAGGAACCACGACAGUGGUCUUGGCAUGGACGCGACUGUGACAAUAUGUCACAGGUAUACCCCGGCGGAACAACUCGCGGUGCACUGCCGCAAUGCCGAUAUUAUUGUGACAGCUACUGGUGUACCUAAACUCAUAAAAGCCGAUAUGAUAAAGCCGGGGGCUACAGUAAUUGAUGUUGGGAUCACGAGGAUUACCGACGAGCAAGGCAAGACGAAGCUAGUGGGCGACGUAGAUUAUGACGAGGUACGCAAAGUAGCAGGAGCAGUGACCCCAGUACCGGGCGGAGUGGGACCCAUGACAGUGGCUAUGCUCAUGCACAACACUUUCCAAGCCUCACAGAAGAUUUGGCAACAAUAAAAAAUGCCACGUCUGUUUUAUUCUUAGCUCUACUUUUUAUUAAACUUAGAAUAUUAUUAUAAUGCAUAAAUUUUGAUACUGAAAAAGUUUUAUACUUAACGUCAUUGAUCACACACAACUCAAAAAAACAAAAGAUCUUAAUUCAAUGUGUGCUUGUUAAACUUAUUGAAAUAUGUAUAUUAAAGAAUUUAAAAAUUCGUUGCGUUUGGUGCAACAAAUUAAUGUGCAAUUACUUAGUUACUUUGCGUAAUAUUUUUUACUAUUCUUAACUUUGCAUUUAAUUAUUUAAUAAAUUUUACAACUUUAGUAGCACAAAACAUAGCAAUUUUGUGCAAAUUAAAUUUUGUGAUACCUAUUAUGAUUUGUAUCAUAUUGUAAUCUUAAUUAAUAGACCAUGAUAAAUAGUAAAAUGGAAUCUCGCAUUAAUUCUAAACAUUUUGUCAUUUAUAUUAAUUAGGUGAUAUUGCCUAUUAAAAAAGUGCCUCACAUAUUUAUUAAUUAAAGAAAGAGAGAAAGACGUUUUUUCUUUCUUUAUAGUUUGUAAGAGAAUGACUUAAAGAAGUAUUAUAAAUUGUACAUCUAGAGUAGUUUGAUUAUUAUUAUCAUGACGUUUGACGUCGUUAUGUAUUGUAUUUAAUGAUCUUGCCAUAAAAUAUAUAACUAUGUAUCUAGAUAGACUAUCCCUAUAUUAAGAGUAUUUUUUAAAAGAUUUCGUAAAGGGCCGUGUCUACUAGAUAGAUAGGUUUAUAAUUUUAAGGUAGUCACACAUUCCUGCUGUGGAAUUUGAAUAUAGCUUUUUCUAUAAUUGUGUUUAUUAUUUUGUAUUCUUGUUAUAUUUGAAUUAGGUUUAAGUAAAACAUACUUUUCUCUACCAAUUUUUUUUU
Messenger RNA from Maniola jurtina (meadow brown), 2029 nucleotides. RefSeq names its product probable bifunctional methylenetetrahydrofolate dehydrogenase/cyclohydrolase 2 (gene Nmdmc). Gene Ontology annotation, cellular component: mitochondrion. Gene Ontology annotation, molecular function: methenyltetrahydrofolate cyclohydrolase activity; methylenetetrahydrofolate dehydrogenase (NAD+) activity; methylenetetrahydrofolate dehydrogenase (NADP+) activity. Gene Ontology annotation, biological process: tetrahydrofolate interconversion. NCBI's taxonomy places the organism in Eukaryota, Metazoa, Arthropoda, Insecta, Lepidoptera, Nymphalidae. The transcript has 6 exons. The record is from RefSeq and is a predicted model, not a curated record. The coding region runs from base 150 to 1145 and encodes 331 amino acids.